AUGUUUCGGUCAAGUUGGCACUUUUUAUUCCUGCUAAUCGGCGAGGCCCUUUGCCUCGGCAUAAAGCCGUAUGAGUUGAAGAUUUUAUCCUACUCGGUAUGGCCCGAAAACUCGGUUUGGGAUAUAUCCAAAGCUCGGUUGACCGGACGCGAUCGGCUGUUGAACGGAACAGUUACCUUAAGGGAGGACAUGGACAACGGCCACUAUAUCUUCUCGUUCGAGUCCUUCUCCGACCCAGUCGGCGACGGCAACUUUAAGCUGCUUCCCUUUCAGAUUCCGCGAACCCCCAUGUGUGAUGCUUACAAAAAGUACCGUCCUUUGUUUGCGAAGCAUGCCGAAUAUGGAAAACAGACCGAUUUCCCCGUGCACCAGGACAUCUGCCCCAUUCCCAAGGGCACCUAUUACUUAAAGAACAUCGAACUAUCUGCCGAAAACUGGCCAGCGAUCCUUCCGAGGGGUUUUCUCCGGGGCAAUGGCUCCUUCUAUCGGAACAAUGAACACUUGGGAACCUACUCUGUGACCGUUUUAGUUAAAGAUAUUAACUCUCAAUAG
Molecule: messenger RNA, 552 nt
Organism: Drosophila kikkawai
Lineage: Eukaryota; Metazoa; Arthropoda; Insecta; Diptera; Drosophilidae
Source: RefSeq, a predicted model, not a curated record